AUUUAAAGGAUGUACUUAUAAAAAACUAAAUAAAUAUAUUUUAACUUAAAAAAGAAAGACAAUUCUAUAAUCACACACAAAGCUGUUUGCAUUCGCAUGACGUAACAGCAGCUUACGCAAUCUUUAAGAUACAUUUUUCUAUUUGCAUAUACUACAGUUUGAGAGGCAUUGAGUAUCAUCAAGCAUGUUGCCGAAUUUGAAGACGCGUCGCGUGUCCGGCCUUCAGCUGGCCGGCAAGCAUCUGGGACCCGUGGCCAAGUGUCCGCCCCGAUACUCCGAGGAGGAUUGGGACUACAACAAUAAAAUCAAGUUUCGCAUCACCUGCGAUCAGGAGAAGCUAGCCGAGCGCAUUGUCGAGGAAUCGCGUCGUGUGGUCGAUGAGACCAAGGACACCACCAAGAAUUGGCAGCGCGAGGUGGAGCAUCAUAUGCGUGAACGCACAAGCGAGAUUCGCUUUCUGGUCGAUGAACUGAAUCGUCAGAAGAAGACCGCUAUGCUGGAGGAUGAGACGUUGAACACGUAUCGCAAUCGGGUGCUGAGUGCCAUUGAAUUCCUUAAGGAGAAAUCUCUGGCCAUCUGCAAGCAGUGUCUCAUUUUGCGAGAGGGUCGCAUUGGUGUCGAUCUCUGUGACGAUGAGGUGGAUCGUUCACUGCGUCGCGAACUGAAGGUCAUCAAGGGCUGUCAGGGAUUAGCCGACGCAGCGCUGAAGGAGGCCGAAGAGCAGAUACGCAAGCUGCGUGCUGCGAUGUAUCUGCUGGAUCAGGAUUUGUCGGCCAAGGACAAGUCGCUGGCCAUUGACGAGAAGAAUCUGAAACUGAAGGACUUUCAGCAUGAUCUGGGCAAGGGACAGGAUUUGUCCAAGCAGCACUGCCAAUUCUCGCUGACCGAAUGGCAGGCGCAGACCUAUGAGAAUCUGGAGGCCAACUCCAAGGCUUUGGUCUCCGCCGGACAGCUGCGGGCGUACAUUGAUCUGUUGCUCAAGCAGAUCUGCGAGGACAUGCAGAAUCAAACGGAUCGCACUAAUGAGGCAUUCGAACGUCGGAUUGCGGAGACGAAGCAUGUGAAGCAGUGUCUGGAGAACAAGCACAAGGACACCAUGGAUCACAUCCAUCAGGUGCAGCGCAACAUGAACGAACUGGAGAAGGAGAUGUCGGACAAGCAGCGUGCCAUCACCCUGUGUCAGACCCGUCUCAGCAAUCGGGCCCAUCGUCCGGGUCUCGAGUUGACGUGCGACAUGGUCCAGGAUGCGCUGUACAAUGAGCUGCAGGCGUUGAAGGCUUCGGUGUGCAAGCUGAAUCAGAAGCUGAAUGAGAACAAGGCAUCGAUGCGGUAUCUGAUGCAUGUCCAGGUCAUGCAGGAGGAGGAGAUCAACAUCAAGGCGAACACUUGCAAGAUUGACGAGGUCGAUUGCAUGACCUUACGUCAGGCCCUUAAAUACGCGUCGUUCUAGUUGUCCCCCGGCCCCUCCAUCUUUACCCACUCUAAUUGUGCCCCACAAGUCAGCAGACUCCCUGAAACACACACACACACACUGAAUGUCACCUCUCCACACACUCCAAUCUAAAUCAAAUUACAUGUGCAUUAAUCCUCGUUCAAUCCAGAAUACGAAAUUAUAUCCAAGAACAUUGUGUACAUGUUUAAUAAAUUGCAAUUCACUUCGAGUUCGCAUUAUGCAAAUA
This is a messenger RNA of Drosophila sulfurigaster albostrigata, 1679 nucleotides long. RefSeq names its product tektin-1. Lineage: Eukaryota; Metazoa; Arthropoda; Insecta; Diptera; Drosophilidae. The transcript has 3 exons. Bases 185 to 1450 code for a protein of 421 amino acids. Gene Ontology annotation, biological process: cilium movement involved in cell motility; cilium assembly. The record is from RefSeq and is a predicted model, not a curated record. Gene Ontology annotation, cellular component: nucleus; microtubule cytoskeleton.